Molecule: messenger RNA, 762 nt
Organism: Lycium ferocissimum
Lineage: Eukaryota; Viridiplantae; Streptophyta; Magnoliopsida; Solanales; Solanaceae
Exons: 3
Coding region: 1-762 (253 amino acids)
Source: RefSeq, a predicted model, not a curated record
AUGCCAAAGAAGAAGAAUGUUGUCUUGGUUUCAGUUGCUUUGCCUCAGAAUAUAGCAAGAAAAAAAAGAAAGACAAAAAGGGAAGGAUCAGACAGACAAGAGGAUAAGGGUGAUAUUGAGAUAGACAAGAAUGCUACUCCUGAAUCCACCACUGAGAGCAAAAAAGGAGAGGAGCUACAAGAAAGUAAUUGUCACGCCCCGAACUAUGGCCUGGGUAUAACACAGCACACGAAAGACAUUCAAGAAGAGGAAGAUCAACAUGGAAAUGAAGAAUCAAUAGAGUCUAGAACUCAAAGCAACAACAGUGAGCAGACUCAAAUCAGUGAAAAAAACACCAGUAGAAGAAGUAGAAGCAGACACAAAAGUAGAGGAAGGAAACAAAAAGAUGGUAAUGAUGAUCAAGAGGAGGAUAAGAAAGAACAGGAGAAAAGCAAGGAAGCAAGUCCUAGAGGAAGAAGCAAAAAUAGGAGAGGAGACAAAAAUGACAAUGACAAAGUUGUUCCACUUUCAAAAAGGGGAAUAGCAAACAAAAAGCACCAUCCCCUAAUAGAAGGAUACAAAAAGUUUCUUGGAUAUCAGCAUUGUGUUUCCAACUCAAAUGGGAAAAUGCGUGUUUUUGGAAUUAUAUCAAUCAAACUGAAAGAGCGCGUGGACAACAAUGAACAAGAAAUUACUCUCAAUAUGAAGGAUAAGGAUGAUUCUGAUUCCUUUAUUAUUGCUAUUUAUGCAAAAUGCACAUCUACAGAAAGAAGGGAUCUCUAA